AUGAAGGCCCUCUUUCUUUUUGCUGUCCUCUUCUGUCUGGUCCAAGGCAACUCAGGGGAUAUGCCACCUGGAAUUAGAGAUGUUAUCUGCCUUACACAACAUGGGACAUGUAGACUUUUCUUCUGCCAUUUUGGUGAGAGAAAGGCUGAAAUCUGCUCCGAUCCCUGGAACAGGUGCUGCCUACCAAGUACAGAAGCAGAAAUUAAAAAUAAACAAGAGACAAAUGACAGGAACAACAAAGCUAAGACCUAA
This is a messenger RNA of Nyctereutes procyonoides (raccoon dog), 252 nucleotides long. RefSeq names its product sperm-associated antigen 11A-like. The transcript has 2 exons. Bases 1 to 252 code for a protein of 83 amino acids. Lineage: Eukaryota; Metazoa; Chordata; Mammalia; Carnivora; Canidae. The record is from RefSeq and is a predicted model, not a curated record. Gene Ontology annotation, biological process: antimicrobial humoral immune response mediated by antimicrobial peptide. Gene Ontology annotation, cellular component: extracellular region.